AAUACCUUCCAUUGUGUGUGUUUAAAUAAAGAAAAAUAUUUUGGUUUAUUUAAUAAAAACAUCUAAUAAUAAAACAUGGAGAGAGAUGAAUAUUAUUCAUUCAAGAAGGCAGGUGCUAUUCCAUUCAAGUGGGAGAUCCGACCCGGUGUUCCCAAGAUCCAAGACCCGCAACUCCAGUUCGAAUUCGAAUUCGAAUUCCCAAAGCAUCAAAAUCAUGAAACGAAGAAAACUCCGUUUCGACCGAAACUCAAACCCCCACCAAACGGGUUAUAUUUCCAUCCCCAUUCGGAGCUCCAAACCCUAUUCUCUUCCUCUAAUCGGGUGGGGUCACCGGUUCUUGCCCGACCCGAAGUGGUUUCCUCGUCGGGGUGCACUCCUUUGAAGAAGCGACAAAAUGCGAAGAAGAGAACCGGCGAACCAAGAUCCCGAUCCCAACCCGAAUACUAUUCGGAUCACGACACCUCAUCAAGGUGGUCCGUUUCGAGUAGAAAUUCUAUCUCGCCAUUGUCUUCUCCCUUUGCUUCCUACCGAUCAUCUCCCCGGCCCGCUACCGACUCGGAUUGGGCGGCCUUCGGUUUAUUUUAGAAUUUUAUUUGUUUUAGCAUAAUGUCAUAUCAAAUAAUUAAUC
This is a messenger RNA of Erythranthe guttata (spotted monkey flower), 628 nucleotides long. RefSeq lists its product as uncharacterized. The record is from RefSeq and is a predicted model, not a curated record. Lineage: Eukaryota; Viridiplantae; Streptophyta; Magnoliopsida; Lamiales; Phrymaceae.